CUCCCUCGCACUUUCUCGCAUCUUCAUCGUUUUCUCUUGCCACUUAGCGAUACCACUGUUGUUUAGUUGUUGCACAUCACAUUCUUCAAAAUGGCCUCUCCUCAGCAGAUCCGUACUCCCAUCACCGAUCUUUUCAAGAUCAACCACCCCAUCUUCCUGGCCGGCAUGAACGUCGCUGCCGGCCCCAAGCUGGCUGCUGCCGUUACCAAUGCCGGCGGUCUCGGUGUGCUCGGUGGUAUCAACUACACUCCCGACAUGCUUCGCGACCAGAUCGACGAGCUCAAGUCCCACCUGAAGGACAAGAACGCUCCCUUCGGUGUCGAUCUCCUCCUUCCCCAGGUCGGUGGUAACGCCCGCAAGACCAACUACGACUAUACCAAGGGCAAGCUUAACGAGCUUAUCGACAUCAUCAUCCAGUCCGGUGCCAAGCUCUUCGUUUCCGCCGUCGGUGUACCCCCCAAACACGUCGUCGACAAACUCCAUGCCCACGGCAUCGUCUACAUGAACAUGAUCGGCCACCCCAAGCACGUUAAGAAGUGCCUCGACCUUGGUGUUGACAUUAUCUGCGCACAGGGUGGUGAGGGUGGUGGUCACACCGGUGACAUUGCCACCACCAUCCUCAUCCCUGCCGUCGUCGAGGCCUGCAAGGGUGCCAUUUCUCCCCUCACCAAGAAGGAGGUUCUCGUCGUCGCUGCCGGUGGUAUCCACAGCGGUCCUCUUCUCGCCUCGGCCCUCAUGAUGGGCGCUUCCGCCGUCUGGGUUGGUACCCGCUUCGUUCUCUGCGAGGAGGCCGGUGCCUCCGAGGCCCACAAGGAGGCGGUCCGCACCGCCAGUUUCUCCGACACCAUCCGCACCCUCAUCUUCACCGGCCGUCCCCUCCGUGUCCGCAAGAACCCCUACAUUGAGAACUGGGAGACGGAGCGCGCCCAGGAAAUCAAGGAGCUUACCUCCAAGGGCAAGCUCCCCUAUGAGGCUGACCUCGACAAGCUCAUGUCCGGCGCUGCCGAUAUCCCCCAGGCCAUGAAGGAUGCCUACAAGGCCGACAACGGUAGCGAAGAGGUUGAUGUCGAUGACCUCCUCGACCACUUCCAGCCCUUCCUCAUGGGCCAGUGCGCCGCCGUGUGCAACGAGAAGAAGAACGCCAAGCAGAUCGUUGACGAGUUCAUCAACGACGCUGUUGCCGUUAUUCGCAAGGGCAACUCCUUCAUCACUGUCCCAUCCAAGCUAUAAAACAAAGCGUUGGUGCUUCUGGUUUUGUUUGUCUGAAUUGGCGGUUUCCCUAAAGGUGCCUAGUUUGUUGGCUAGCAUAUACCACCCUCGCAUACCCUAUAUGUAUUGAUAGCUUUGGCGCUUGGUUUUCUUUUUUUGGUCCUUUACUUUGCUUUUCUGGUUAUGAGGAAUAUGACACGAGUUGUGAAUCAUCUUUAUGUUCUGCAUCUGAUUCAACAUGAUUUAG
Molecule: messenger RNA, 1456 nt
Organism: Neurospora tetrasperma FGSC 2508
Lineage: Eukaryota; Fungi; Ascomycota; Sordariomycetes; Sordariales; Sordariaceae
Exons: 3
Coding region: 91-1230 (379 amino acids)
Molecular function (GO): nitronate monooxygenase activity
Source: RefSeq, a predicted model, not a curated record